UUUUUAUCAGGCUUUCUAUUUUGUACCAUUUUCUUUAUGUCUCGCGGCUUAGGCCCAGGCCUAACAAUAAAUGGCAAAAAACAGAGCCUAACCUCUGCUUGGAGAGUAGGUCUGUCAGGGAACAAAAUGGACAAGGCUUGAAGUCACACUGGACACAUACACAUUGAAUGCGAAUUGCAAUAUAUUGAAGGGACAAAAAUGCACGAUGACUGGUAUAUCUUGAAAGAAAAUUUAACAUCCAAACAGUGCACAUGAGAUAAAGAGACCAAAAAAAAUUUUGACAAUUUUAAUUACUGUAAAAUUGUUCACUUUUAGUAUAUGUUUAACUUAACUUUAACUUAAAAAUGCAAAGUGUAAUGUUUAACUUAUAGUUUGUGUUUUUUCAUGGUGACCUCUUCCCCACAAACAUGAAACUGCAGCAAAGAUUUCCCUUUCAAAACCCUUCCUGGAAGAACUUAGAACUUAAAACCACCACAAACACUCCAUAUUUCCCUACUGAAUAAAUAGAAUCACUGUAAACAUUUCCCCUUUUACAGUAUCUCCCACAGCUCCAACUCACCCUUUCUGAAGGAAAAUAGUUUUUUUCUUUCUUGUUUCAUAAGUAAUGAUGUUUUAUUCAGUUGUUGCUACACAACAUAAUGUGUAGAAGCAAAAACCCAAGCAUUCAAGGCUGGACAUUUUCUUAUUGGAACACCUUUGGCUGCUCAAAAAGGACAGUUGAGUAUGAAUUUGCAUUUGUAGCAGUAUUUAUUACCCAUUAACUUUUACAUAAUGUGCCCCCCACUUGAAAAGUCGUCAUUCUUUUUCCAAAAAAGGUCAUAUACACCGAGGGUCACGUGGCCAGCCCCCAUCCAAUGAUCACUGCGAGUCCACUUGGCAGGUUCCAGUCUUGUGACGAAGACGUAAUCAUUUCCACCUGUUCCUUCUGUCCAGUAAGCUGCGUUUGUGCAACACUGAAAGCUCUUCACCGUUCAACAUGGCAUUUUCAGGUCCAGUCUUCUGCUUCUUGAUUGUGGUGCUUGCUGGAAACUCUGUGAAUGGCUUUUGUUCGUCUAGUGGAUCCAAAGGGGAAGAGUGCUUCGCUGCUGUGGAGGCGGUGCGUACGUACCUCAUGAAGGACUCGGUGCAAGACUUCAUCUUCUCUACUCUGAAGGAAGCCUGCCACGGCGUCUACUCUAAGAACAAGGAUGUGUCAGAGGAUAUACAUGCCUUUUGUGAUCACGAGGUGAAGGCAUCAGUGUCCGACAUGAAUGACUUCAUUUACAGCAAACUGCAACCCAAGGCGCUGUAUCACCCCCGCAACUAUACAGGCAAUGGAGUCACCAAGGAGGUCAAGCUGGGUUCAUUUAAAGGUGUCAUAUGCCGUACUGUCCUGUCCUUGGUCGAGUUUCUGCUGGUGGAUCAUGAGACUGUGAUCGCCAAUGCCAGCACUGGCCUCUGCAAUCUCAUUCCGCUGCCUAACUUCCAAUCCCAGUGUGCGGAGCUGGUCAACGAGUUCGUGCUGAACCUUAUCACAGAUCUGCAAAUUGAAGUGACCCCAGCAGGCAUCUGCAAUGCCAUCAUACCUGGCCAAUAGAUGGCGCUCAUGACGCAUCUGGCCAGUAAAUCCUCAACUUGGCCAUGCUUUAUGCAGAACAAGCUGGCAGGAAUGUGUAAGAGAACAUCUUUAAUGUUGCUCACGCCUGUGGCCACAAUGAUGUCCAAACGUGAUUCUAAAUGUGUUAGCGCAUGCAUGCAUAAGUAAAUGUAGAAUACGUAUAAUAUCUCAAUGCUUAAACAAAUAACGUUAUACUGUUAAGUUCAUGCAAAGUCAGCUAUUUACCUUUUAG
Branchiostoma floridae (Florida lancelet) is the source of this 1829-nucleotide messenger RNA. RefSeq lists its product as uncharacterized. The coding region runs from base 977 to 1576 and encodes 199 amino acids. The transcript is spliced from 8 exons. The record is from RefSeq and is a predicted model, not a curated record. Lineage: Eukaryota; Metazoa; Chordata; Leptocardii; Amphioxiformes; Branchiostomatidae.